UUCGCGAAUUUUACGUUUAAAUUGCCAAUUUCAUUACAAGAACAGUGCUCUCGUGUUAUUUGUUACAAUUCAAUAAGUUCCAUCAUUAUUUUUCCGUUCAAAAACUCGUUCAGUGGUAAAAACAAAUGCCAAACAUGAAGAAAGGAUUUUUACUUGUGGUCGUUCUCCUCCUUGCUGUGAAUUUUGUUGCGAAAAGUACUCGAGGAAAUGAAACUGAGGAACUUUUUGAUGCUAUCAGAUUAGAGAAUGUAGAUGUAGUUACACGUCUAAUUGAAAAUAGUUCACUCGUAAAUGAUAGAAAUUCGUAUGAACUGCUUUCACUUGCGGUAGCUCAGAAUAAAACGGACAUAGUCAAAGCUCUUGUCGAUCAUGGAGCGGAUGUGGAUUCUAGAGACAAAAAUAAUACCACACCACUUCAUGUGGCAUCUCUAUAUGGUAGACGCGAAAUUAUUGAGUUUUUAAUCACUCGUGGUGCAAAGGUGAAUGCCGAAGAUAAUGAUAAAUGGACGCCACUCCAUAACGCCGCUCGAUAUCGCAAAUUUGAAAUAUUUAAAUAUUUAGUUGAACAUGGAGCAAAUAUAAAUGCUACAACUGUCCACAAGUAUACACCUCUAUCUUUGGCUGUUGCAAGUGGUAGCACGGAGAUUGCCAAAUAUCUUGUCGAACAUGGAGCUGAUGUGAAUUCUAGAGACGAAGAUAAUUAUACACCACUUUUCAGCGCAUCUCUAAGUGAAAACUUGGAAUUGGUUGAGUUGUUAAUCACUCAUGGUGCAAACGUAAAUGCCGAAGAUGAUAGGAAAUGGACGCCACUCCAUAACGUUGUUCAACAAGGUAAUUAUUGUAACAUGGAGAUGGUCAAAAUUCUUGUCGAAUAUGGAGCUGAUGUUAAUUCUAGAGACAAAGAUAAUUAUACACCACUUUACUGGGCAUCUAAACUUUAUUUAACAUAUGGUACAUUUGAAAUGGUUAAAUACCUCAUCACUCAUGGAGCAAACGUAAAUGCCGAAAACAAUGAUAAAUGGACGCCACUCCAUGAGGCUGCUGAACAUGGAACAUUUGAAAUGUUUAGUUAUCUAGUUGAACAUGGAGCUAAUAUAAAUGCUACAACUAACAAAAAUGAUACUCCAUUGUCUUUGGCUGUUCAGAAUGGUAAAAUGCAGAUUGUCAAAUAUCUUGUCGAACAUGGAGCUGAUGUGAAUUCUAGAGAUGAAUAUAAUUGUACACCACUUCACUGGGCCUAUAGAGAAGAAUUGAGAUUGGUUGAGUUUUUAAUCACUCAUGGUGCACAGGUAAAUGCCGAAGAUAUCGAUAAAUGGACGCCACUCCAUAACGCCGCUCGAUAUGGUAAUUAUUGA
Contarinia nasturtii (swede midge) is the source of this 1355-nucleotide messenger RNA. Its product is annotated as putative ankyrin repeat protein RF_0381. Gene Ontology annotation, molecular function: protein binding. The coding region runs from base 126 to 1355 and encodes 409 amino acids. Lineage: Eukaryota; Metazoa; Arthropoda; Insecta; Diptera; Cecidomyiidae. The transcript has 13 exons. The record is from RefSeq and is a predicted model, not a curated record.